UCCCGAGGACUCCGUGCCGCCGCAGGAAACAGAAGUUAAACACUCACAAUGAUGGUCUGUUCCUCCAGACCCUGUACAUGCCUGAAGACCACUACCCAGGCCCAUUGACUGGGGCCCAGGGACCACCUAGAUGCAUACAACUGCACAGGACUUGGUCCUUUGCCUGUGGAGCACACGAGGGAAUGGCUGCUGUGUCUGCGCCUGCCCAUUGCCAGGAAUCAGUGACAUUCGAGGAUGUAUGUGUGAUUUUCACGGAUGAAGAGUGGAAGUAUCUGGUUCCUGUGCAGAAGGCCCUUUACAAGGUGGUGAUGCUAGAGAACUACCAGAACAUUGUCUCUCUGGGACUUCCAGUUCUUCAACCUGAUGUGAUUUUUCAGUUGAAGAAAGGGGACAUGUCAUGGAAGGAGGGUCUUCAUGGAUCUGAGGAGAAAGAGUGUCCAGAGAGUCUUGCUCUAGUAUGGAAGACUAAGCCUGACCUUCAAGAUGCUUCAGAAGAAGGAAAACUGAGGGAAAGUCUUGAAAGACAAAGUCCUCUGUGUCCUAAAAUUGAAGUUCAAGCACCAGAGGGUGGGUUGAAAACAAAGAAGAAAAGCCUCUCAGUGGAACCUUGCAAGAAAUUCUAUUCCCAGGACAAAAGCUUGAAGAGAGGAUUACCCAAGAAAGUCCUCACUAAAGAUCGAGAUCAGGAAUGCAGUGAUUGUGGGAAGACUUUCUUUGACCACUCAUCACUCAUCCGCCACCAGAGGACUCAUACUGGAGAGAAGCCUUAUAACUGCCCCGAGUGCAGGAAGGCCUUCAGUCACCGAAGCAGUCUCAGCAGACAUUUGAUGUCCCACACUGGGGAGAGCCCCUAUGAGUGCAGCGUGUGUGGCAAGGCUUUCUUUGACCGGUCAUCCUUAACUGUACAUCAGCGGAUUCACACAGGAGAGAAGCCCUUUAAGUGCAGCGAGUGUGGAAAAGCCUUCUUUGACCGGUCAUCCCUUACUCGACACCAGAGAAUUCAUACUGGAGAAAGUCCUUAUGAAUGUCAUCAGUGUGGGAAAGCCUUUAGCCAGAAGAGCAUUCUCACUCGCCAUCAGCUGAUCCACACUGGCAGGAAGCCGUAUGAGUGCAAUGAGUGUGGGAGAGCCUUCUAUGGUGUCUCCUCGCUGAACAGACACCAGAAAGCUCAUGCUGGGGAGCCGCGCUAUCAGUGUAAUGAGUGUGGCAAAGCAUUCUUUGAACGCUCUUCCCUCACACAACAUCAGAAGAUCCACACCGGAGACAAGCCAUAUGAAUGCAGCCAGUGUGGGAAAGCCUUCAGCCAGAGGUGCCGGCUUACGCGACAUCAGAGAGUACAUACAGGAGAGAAGCCCUUUGAGUGCAGUGUGUGUGGGAAAGUUUUCAGCUCAAAAUCAUCUGUGAUUCAACACCAGAGGCGUUAUGCCAAACAGGGAAUAGACUGAGUUGGGUUGAAGCUCCAGUCAAACCAAAAAAAAAAACACCUCUCCAAAGAUAGGUCUUCCUGUCGUAAACAAACCUGACAUCUGCUCAUUCUGCCCAUUCUGGCCACUGCUUGUGCAUCAUGAGUGUUAGAGCAGACAUCCUGUACCUACUAUGUUGUAGAACAAGCAUGAGGUGUGCAAGUGAGGAAAUGACUCUACAUUCCAAAAUUGGGAAAGGGACUGGAGUGUUUCUCAAUGGUAGAACAUUGUGUAGCUUGUGGGAAGCCCUGUGUUUCAUCUCUAGCACUGAAAAAAAAAAAAGGAAACAUUAUCAAACAAUAGGAUAGAUGUUAGCAGUGGAUCCUCACACAUACCUCCUGUCAGAACCUCAGUCCUAGGAAUCCCUGCACUUUAAAUAACUAGAAACUCCUACAGGAAGAGAAAGGCACAAUUAAUAGAUGGCAGGAGUAUUUCUUCCAGAGAGAUAUUCACAACUCCACUUCUAGCUUUUUGGUAGUUAAUUGGAGAGAGGAGUCUCAUAGACUUUGCCUGCAUGGGCUGGCUUCAAACCCCAUCCUCAGAUAUCAGCCUCCUGAGUAGGGUUGCAAGCAUAAGCCAUCAGAGAAAGUCUUUUUCUCUUUGCCACUAUGCUCUAGUUUUAUAAUAUACAUACAUGUGUUGCUUCCAGCUAGAUUGUAAGCACUUGGAGGUAUGACUUACAGGUCUAUAUCUCAUAGAGUACCUUGUAAAUAGUAGGUGCUCAUUAUUUACUGUCUGCCUUAAUGUGCCCCCCCCCCCCCCACCAAACUUGACAUCCUGACUCAGAAUUCUUGUGGUACCUCAGCCCAGCUCUACAUUUUUAUUUUAUUGACUCAGGCACUAAGCAAUCUUUAGGUAUCUGUAUUCUUUUUCUAGUCACAUAAAGUGAAACAUUAAAAAAAACCAAACACGUGUUUUUGAAAACUCUGGAAUUAAAUUCCAUGAAUCCUAAUGGAUAUUAAAGUAGAUUUUUCCCAGAAGGGAAAGAUCCAGGAAGUUGAUUUGCCAAACAGAUCCCUUACAACCUAACACAUCUAAAUCAUUGUAUAUGUGUGUGUGUGUUUGUGUGUGUGUGAGACAGCGAGAAGAGAGAGAGAGAGAGAGAGUUGAACUCCAGGCUUUACACUCUUGCUCAGUUUUUUCUGGGGCUCAUGCCCUCAGCUUUUCUGCUGAAGGCUGGUGCUCUACCAUUUGAGCCACAUCUCUACUUCCAACUUUAUGCUGG
Molecule: messenger RNA, 2688 nt
Organism: Dipodomys spectabilis (banner-tailed kangaroo rat)
Lineage: Eukaryota; Metazoa; Chordata; Mammalia; Rodentia; Heteromyidae
Gene: Znf2
Product: zinc finger protein 2
Exons: 6
Coding region: 78-1445 (455 amino acids)
Biological process (GO): negative regulation of transcription by RNA polymerase II
Molecular function (GO): DNA-binding transcription repressor activity, RNA polymerase II-specific
Source: RefSeq, a predicted model, not a curated record